Molecule: messenger RNA, 702 nt
Organism: Syngnathus acus (greater pipefish)
Lineage: Eukaryota; Metazoa; Chordata; Actinopteri; Syngnathiformes; Syngnathidae
Gene: vkorc1
Product: vitamin K epoxide reductase complex, subunit 1
Exons: 3
Coding region: 102-605 (167 amino acids)
Biological process (GO): vitamin K metabolic process; peptidyl-glutamic acid carboxylation
Molecular function (GO): vitamin-K-epoxide reductase (warfarin-sensitive) activity
Source: RefSeq, a predicted model, not a curated record
GCAAACUGCGUGGACGAACCAUCCCACGUUUGCAGCACACAAUUUUCUUCCCGACUGUUGAAGAAGUAGCCGUCAUAUUUUUCCCCUGCUUCGAUUCAAACAUGGUAUCAACAGCAGCCUUGCCCAAAUGGGAGAGGACAGUGCGCGUGCUUUUGUGCGUCUUUGGUAUGAUUUUGUCCGUUUACGCUCUUCACGUGGAGUUGUCCCGCGAGCACGACCCCAACUACAGAGCGAUGUGCGAUUUAGGAGAGUCGGUCAGCUGCUCCAAAGUUUUCACAUCCAGAUGGGGUCGUGGCUUUGGCUUGGUCCAGUUCUUUGUUGCCCAAGAUAGCCCUCUGAAUCAACCAAACAGUCUUCUUGGAAUCGUAUUUUACACUUUGCAGUUUGGCUUGGGUCUUACCCUGUCCAAAAAAGCCGCUCUGUUAUUGGUGUUCUCCUCCUGGGUGUCUGUGGCCGGCUCACUCUACCUGGCCUCCAUUCUGGCUUUUGUCCUGGGAGAUUUCUGUAUGGUGUGCGUGUCAACGUACAUCGUAAACUUUGCCUUGCUCUAUACCAACCUCAAGCGAAGGAGCGCCAUUGAAGGGAAGAAGGCGAAGGCGGGAUAAUCUUUUUUUUUUUACAAAUGUUUUUACAUUCAACACAUUCCUCUCUUUUAAAGACCAAAGUCAGAUCUCCAACCUUGCUGAGAGUUUUUACAAAAAA